AUGGUGUAUCCUACAGUACCACCGUAUAUGCCCUCCGUCUAUGUAGCCGUUACGGCGCUUUUCACUUAUACAUUUAUGAAAUAUUACCAUGGCAAUAGCGGACCUUACGUCAACUUUGCAGUUGCGAUGCUAAGCAUGUCGAUAUGCCACAUUGACCGUCAGCUAAAGGGAUUUGAAGGGUCAAGCAAACUGGAUUAUUCAGGGGCACUGAUGAUUCUCACAGUCAAGUUUUCGUCUUUCGGGUUCAACGUGAUGGAUGGACGGCUCGGUGCAGUGACGGAUUAUAGCAAGCGCAUGAAGAUUGAUAGAUAUCCCAGUCUGAUCGAGUACUUUGGAUGGCUUUGCUUUUUUGGUGGCUUUCUGGUCGGACCAACGUGUGAAUACAUGGACUACUAUCGAUUUACCAAUUUCUUCUUUCUGUCGCCGGACAAGAAUCUUUCGCCCUACAAGCCUGCUCUCAGAAAAAUCCUACUUGGUGCCUUUACCGCAUGGAUCGUGGUAUAUCUGGGACACUAUUAUAACUAUUUUCGUAUGAUGGAGCCGGAGUUUGCAAGUCUACCUCUAUACAAAAAAGUUAUAGCUUUCGAAAUAGUUGGACGGGUACAACACUGCAAGUACGGCUGUCUCUGGCUUUUGACUGAAGGAAGUUGUGUGCUCUCAGGAUUCGGAUACAACGGAAUCAAGAAGGGAAAACACAACUGGGAUCGACUCUCAAACGUGGACUGGUAUCUGCUUGAAAUGGCACAGUCAUUCAGGGAUUUAUCAAAUGGCUGGAACCUUGGUGCAAAUGUUUGGCUCAAGAAUUAUGUUUAUUUGCGACUUAGCCCUCCCGGAACAAAACCAACUUCGUUUACAUUGGUGGCAACCUACGGCACAUCUUCAAUGUGGCACGGAUUCCAUCCUGGUUACUACGGACUCCUAGUUUCUACUGGUUUGUUUCAAGCGCUGGGCCGCAAUGUGCGUCGUGUCGUAAGGCCGCUCGUCAUGUCGGCCGAAGACCCUUCAAAACCGUUGCCAGUAUGGAAAGCACUCUAUGAUGCGGUGAGCUAUGUUGCAACAAUGCAGUCGAUGGCAUUAUUGAUGGCGCCUUUCGAAUUACUCUAUGUAUCGCGUACUCUAAAAGUUUGGGCCAGCUACUAUUAUAUCCAUGUUUGGGGCUAUGUCAUUACUUGGAUGUCUCUGUUCAUCCUAGGACCAACUUUGCAAAAAAUUCAAAAGCGUCGACAGGAACGAGCAGCCGCAAAUGUCAUGAAUGAGCGUGUAGUAAAGGAGUUAAAGCUUGUACAAAAAACGGUGGAAUAAUACACAAUAUUCCUGCUUCUUCUUGUGCAUCAUAUUUACCCCUAUUGCAGAGUAAUUACCGAGAGCGUGUAUGUGGAUAAAGUGACACAUCCAAACCCAACAUUCGACCUAUCAUAGUUAUGGCAUUCUCUCUUCACCCCCUUUGUUUAUGUAUAAACCUGUCAAU
Molecule: messenger RNA, 1468 nt
Organism: Zychaea mexicana
Lineage: Eukaryota; Fungi; Mucoromycota; Mucoromycetes; Mucorales; Lichtheimiaceae
Product: MBOAT, membrane-bound O-acyltransferase family-domain-containing protein
Exons: 4
Coding region: 1-1302 (433 amino acids)
Biological process (GO): glycerophospholipid biosynthetic process; lipid modification
Cellular component (GO): membrane; endoplasmic reticulum
Molecular function (GO): 1-acylglycerol-3-phosphate O-acyltransferase activity; 1-acylglycerophosphocholine O-acyltransferase activity
Source: RefSeq, a predicted model, not a curated record